Messenger RNA from Ceutorhynchus assimilis (cabbage seed weevil), 807 nucleotides. NCBI's taxonomy places the organism in Eukaryota, Metazoa, Arthropoda, Insecta, Coleoptera, Curculionidae. The record is from the annotation of a GenBank genome assembly.
AUGAUACAAUUUGAAGAAAAUGCAACCGGAGUAAAUAGAUUUAAAAAUAGAGGUGGUCAAUUGCUGCAAGAAGAAAAAGAACGCAAUAAACUCUCUAAAGUAAUACCUCAACUGGAAGAACAAAUGUUGAAUCUGUCUGGAGCGUUUUUGGACCGUAAAACUAAGCUGAGCGCUCGGAAAUUGCAACGUUGUGAAACAACUCUUCGCACUCCAGGUAAAUCUUGUAUGAGCCUAUUUCCACCAUCCACCAGUAAGUGUACUACAGUUAAGUUACCCCAAAAACGAUUGCGUCCGCUUCCAAAAAGAAGAUAUUUGCCACGCCUACUACGGAGAAUACUGCAAAGAGGCCUAAGGCAACACCUGCGACUGUUGGUUCGAAAACGAAAGGCACGCCAAGAGUGAUUCCCAAAAUCAAGGUUACACAUCAUACUAUGUCACUGCCCAAACAGCGCAGGUCACGUUCAUUCCAGGAAACGGAAACAGAAACGGAAACGGGCCCUCAGGCAAAGUAGGGGUGCUCAAAAUGAAAAUGUGGUUCCUGAUCCAAAUGAAACUAAGGAUACAACAUACCACGACUUUCAGAGCAACUUGUCAAAUAAAGGACAAUCUACGCGCAGCACCAUCUUGCCAACUGAACCAACUCCAUCAACUUCCUCAAAAGCUACUUAAAGAACACCUGAAAAAACUAUACCACUUUCUAAACUCCAACCAGGACUCCAGCAUCUGCAAAAACUCCUUCCUCUAGGACCCCUACUGGGACUAAAAAUGAAACCAAGCUCGCUGUGUGCAAGAGUAAGUUACUGUUGU